Molecule: messenger RNA, 725 nt
Organism: Pelagomonas calceolata
Lineage: Eukaryota; Pelagophyceae; Pelagomonadales; Pelagomonadaceae
Source: the annotation of a GenBank genome assembly
UUGGGCUUAGAUUAACUGUUGUGGCGACGCAGCUACGGAGGCUCCGUCGCGGUUUGAUGUCCACGCAGUGCCGAGCCGCGGAGCCGACAUGAGGUCCUCGUGACCGUACGGCACACAGGCGCCGCCGCCCGCGAAGCGCCGCCGACGAUUAGUCACACAUAAGAACGAAGGUCAUGGCUCCCCGGAAGCGGGCGGCGUCGGGAAGAGGGCCGCGAGCCGGCGCCCUCCGCCUCGGCCGGCGCCUUCUACUCCGCUCGUUUGGCCGCGGCCGCCGCCCCGGCUUCGCGCCUAAGUUCCUCCCUGCGAAUUUGCCAACCAUAGUACCCCAUGACGGACACGCCGACCGCGCCCGCGACGUAGAACAGCUUGUGGUCCUCUUUGGGCUGCUUCUCGCCCCGGACGUAGAGGCUCCGCCGCGCGGGCGCGCGCCGCAGCGCGGCUUUCGCGAGCCGCGGCAGCAUUGUGUUCUCGUGAUCUUGGGCGCGGGAAGCGCUCUGAGGCAACGCGUCGCGUCGACGGCUUGGCUGCCCCCAGUCCUGACUCGGCAGGAUGAUCUAAAUCCUACUCUCACCGAUGUGUAGUCCACGGCUGCCGUCGCUGGGCGUGCAUGCGCUGCGUAGACGAGAGUUUGGAUGAUCUUUGUGCGACGCUGGCCUCUCAGAGGCUGCCCCAAAGCUCUCCUCAGGAGUGGCAGAGAUGAGUGGCAGAAGGCCGGGGCGCGGAGG